AGCUUUAUGCUGAGGUUAUUAGUCUGACGUGUUUUCCUGUUUCUCAUCUGUCACAGUUUCUCUCAUCUUGUAGGCUACUUAAGGCUUUCUGGGUUAGUUACUCACCUUCCUGUCUAAACAGAUACUCUGUCAGAGAGAAGCAGAAGUUGGAUGCCACAAAUGAUGACAUGAAGCAGAGUUGGAGUAUUUUAUGUUUUCAUCAAUUUGUAAGUCUAUGAAUACAAAUCGUACUAUUGUUCCUCAUUCAUGACUCUUGAGCUAAAACUGAACAACAUCUCAUCAUGACUGUGUCAACACUGUGUUUGGAUUUGGUAUUUAUACUAUUUAUAGCCCCACAAUGCCAAUGCCAAAGUAAAAUUCCACCCUUGACAAAUGGAAGUUGUUCAGCAGGAUAUUACAAAUUAAAACAUGACUGUGUGAUGUGUGGGAGCGGAUAUUACACUUCCUUACCAAAUAAAAUGAAAAGUUGUUUAAGAUGUACGCUAUGUGAUUUUGGUGCUCAUGAAGUAGAAGAUAUCACCAAAACCUGUACACCAACACAGAACAGAGUCUGCGUUUGUAAAGCUGGGUUUUACAAGAAUAAUGGUCACUGUAAACCCUGUCUCAGCUGCCAAAAUUGCACAGAAUGUUUGAACUGUAAAGAGAACUGUCCCCAACAAAUGAUUAUAAAAACCACAGCAGUAGUUUGUGGAAUUGGCAGUUACCUGGAUGAUGGACAGUGCCAAAGCUGUGUUGAGUCUAAGUGCAAGAAAGAGUCCUGUAAAUCUUUUUGUAGUCUUACCACAGUUGAAACAAAUGGUUUUUCUGACCCGCUGUUGCUGGUGAUACUGAUCAGCGUGACCUUAUUGGGUGGUCUUCUCUGUCUUCUUCUCAUCUGGUUCUGUAGACGGAGACGGCUUUGCCGCCAAACCAAAAUCUGUAAUUUUGGCAAACAUCCAAACUUUCAGAUUCAACCAGCAGAUCAACCUUAUGAUGUAAUCAACAUUCCCACAGCAAUGGAAUUGACGGGACACAACGUCCUCAGUGGAGAUUUACAGAACAUCAUGGCCCCCCUGAUAGCAAACGGAAACCCAAAAUUGAUGCAGGUUUUGCAGAAAGAGUCCUGGCCAGCAUCAGUGCUGUACACGGUCAUAAGAGAGAUUCCCGUGACUCGUUGGAAGGAAUUUUUGCGACUGCUUUCAGUGUCCGAUGAUCAGAUGGAACGGAUUGAACUGGAGGCAGGCCCAUCCUAUCUGGAAAAGCAGUAUCAUAUGCUACGUCUGUGGAGCCAGAACAGUGAAGCGAAGAUUGAGAAUAUCUACUCAACAUUACACUACAUGAACCUGUCAGGCUGUGCCCAGGAACUGCAAGAGAAGCUAGAACAACUGGAAGCAAGCAUGCAAGCUCACUCAUCUUGACUCCAUCUCCUCAUGUGUGUGAGCUGCAGUAGCAUUUCACAAUCAUUUACAGGGAACUCUGAACAGCAGAUGCUAUGUCUUCUGAACUUUUAACAGGAAACCCUCAGUCAUGGCUAAACAUAUUCUACUUUGUGAAUUGUUUUAUUUAAGUAUAAUGUAAAAUAAAUGCAGAUUAUUAUGCAUAUCAUAGCUGCUUUGUAAUAACUGAUUAUAAUCCUUGUUCUUGGUUAAAUGAAUCAGCCUUGUGUCACUAUAACCUAAAAAUGUAGAUUUUUAAAGAAUUGUUGAUCAAUUCAAAGUUUGAACAUUAAUAUUAAAUUUUUAUCAUCCAUCAGCUUAAGGAGGUAUCUAGUGGUUUUCAGGAUAAACAUAGCUGCUUAUUUGUUUCACGCUAAAGGUUAUUUUAAGUUCUCAGUCAUAUUGUAUAUGGGCAUGUUGGAAGUAUUACUUCACAUUCACUUUGUCACACCAGUAUACAUUUGUUACUUUUCUUAAUAAAAACAUAAUGAAUGUA
Messenger RNA from Cyprinus carpio (common carp), 1911 nucleotides. Its product is annotated as tumor necrosis factor receptor superfamily member 1A-like. The record is from RefSeq and is a predicted model, not a curated record. Gene Ontology annotation, molecular function: tumor necrosis factor receptor activity; tumor necrosis factor binding. Gene Ontology annotation, cellular component: mitochondrion; membrane raft; signaling receptor complex. Gene Ontology annotation, biological process: inflammatory response; signal transduction. NCBI's taxonomy places the organism in Eukaryota, Metazoa, Chordata, Actinopteri, Cypriniformes, Cyprinidae.